Aspergillus niger is the source of this 1500-nucleotide messenger RNA. RefSeq lists its product as uncharacterized. The record is from RefSeq and is a predicted model, not a curated record. The coding region runs from base 1 to 1500 and encodes 499 amino acids. NCBI's taxonomy places the organism in Eukaryota, Fungi, Ascomycota, Eurotiomycetes, Eurotiales, Aspergillaceae. Gene Ontology annotation, molecular function: monooxygenase activity; iron ion binding; oxidoreductase activity, acting on paired donors, with incorporation or reduction of molecular oxygen. The transcript is spliced from 3 exons.
AUGCUCACUACAUUGGUGAUCUGCUUUUUGCUUCUCCUGAUCGGGUCCAUCUUCCUUCGGAUGGUCCUGGACUGCACGCAAGAUAGCCGAGAACCGCCGGCGGUAGACUUGUCUAUCCCUUUCAUCAGUCCUUUCUUUCGCAUGUGUUGGACUGGCUUCGACUACUAUAGAAAGAACCGCCGGUUUCCAAUUUACACAAUACGUCUACCUGGCUUACGUCUGUAUGUGGUUAACUCGACCUCCCUCAUCUCAGCGGUGCAACACCAUCCUCGAACGCUCUCAUUCUCCCCAAUUUUGGCUCGGGUCGCUGGCACCUUGAUUGGUGCCACCAAGCCUGGUUGUAAAGUCCUGGGCGAUGAUGAUGAGAAUGGCUUCAUUCGUAGAUUCCAUGACUUCAACCAGUCCGCUCUGUCAGCUGGGCCAGGUUUGGAGGCCAUUCGGACCAGAUUUUGGGAACUCGUCACACUAUCUCAAUCCCGCCAAUACACUGAUUCGCCAGGGUACCCGGGUAUGUAUGAAUGGAUUUCCCACGAGGUCAUGAUGGCAACUUCCGAAGCCAUGUACGGCGUCCAAAAUCCGUUCCGAGAUCCUGGGAAUCGAGCAGCCUGGCAGCAAUACCAAAUUGGAACAACGCGGCUCACCAUCGGAUGGCUACCUUCAAUCAUCGCGAAUCAGCCUCUUCGUGCUCGCGAAGCGUUGGUCCAGUCAUUCGAACAGUACUACAGCAAACGCGGAUUUGAGGCCGACCAAGCAUCGUCUUAUAUGAAAGAUCAAUACCUUGUAUUCUCCAGAAGCGGGUUAUCGGACUCGGAUAUUGCCAGGACGCAGGCUGCCUUCAGCAUUGCAAUUCUAGGAAAUACAAUCCCCGCCGCAUUCUGGCUUCUCUACCACAUCUAUUCCAACGAAAUCAUUCUGCAAGACUGCCGCAAGGAGCUCUACGCCGCCCUACAAAAGAGAAGUCAAGAAAAUGAUGACCAUCGCCCCAUGCUAGAUCUCUCGAGUCUUGAGCAAUCUUGUCCAAUUCUGGCCUCCACCUUCAAGGAGACUCUACGCACGCAUUCCAUGGGCACUUCAGUCACUCAGGUGGUUCAAGAUCAAGUGAUUAAUAACCAGUACCUCCUCAAGAAGGGUUCCAUGGUAAUGAUACCGGCGAUCAUUCAACACAGCGACCCAUCGGUUUGGGGUGAUGAUGUGAAUGAGUUCAACUACCGCCGGUUCGUUCGACAGAAUACUAAUGAUCGCAAAAGAAGCCACAACCCGGUCGGCUUCCGUGUUUUCGGUGGUGGAUGGACACUAUGUCCCGGUCGUCAUGUCGCCGCAUCGGUGAUUCUAGGAUUUGCAGCAUGUACCAUUCUUAAUUUUGAUAUGAAGCCACGCAGUGGUGAAUGGGUGAUGCCGACCGUCGAGAAGUCGCAUUUGGGCGCCGCAAUUGCUCCGCCCGAUGAGGAUAUUGACAUUGAACUUCGCUGCCGAAGGAACGACGGAAGAACUGCUGUGUAG